AUGUAUGUUAUAGGGAUCUCUGGUAUGGGCGAAGGUAGUCAAAAAAUGGAUAAUUCAUCAGACAAGUCGUUAGAUUCUUGCAAAUUAACGCGAAAAGAAUCAUAUAAGGCUCAAAGAAAGAAUUAUCGAAUGGAAAAGAAAAGAGUAGCCGAUGAACUUUUAAGUUCUUUCAAAGAUCCAACCGUUAUUGUUAUGAGUGAUUGGUUAAAAGUUCGUGGCACAUUGAAAAGUUGGACCAAGUUAUGGUGUAUUCUGAAACCUGGAUUAUUGUUGCUGUACAAAAGUCCAAAAACGAAGAGUAAUCAUUGGGUUGGAACGGUACUACUUAAUACGUGUCAAGUUAUUGAACGUCCGAGUAAAAAGGAUGGAUUUUGUUUUAAAUUAUUUCAUCCGUUGGAGCAAUCUAUAUGGGCUCCUCGAGGACCAGAAAAAGAAGCUAUUG
Messenger RNA from Trachymyrmex septentrionalis, 442 nucleotides. RefSeq names its product oxysterol-binding protein-related protein 8-like. Lineage: Eukaryota; Metazoa; Arthropoda; Insecta; Hymenoptera; Formicidae. The record is from RefSeq and is a predicted model, not a curated record. The transcript has 3 exons. The annotation marks the transcript as partial.